Messenger RNA from Spodoptera frugiperda (fall armyworm), 1042 nucleotides. Its product is annotated as elongation of very long chain fatty acids protein AAEL008004-like. The record is from RefSeq and is a predicted model, not a curated record. Gene Ontology annotation, molecular function: fatty acid elongase activity. Gene Ontology annotation, cellular component: endoplasmic reticulum membrane. The transcript is spliced from 6 exons. Lineage: Eukaryota; Metazoa; Arthropoda; Insecta; Lepidoptera; Noctuidae. Gene Ontology annotation, biological process: sphingolipid biosynthetic process; fatty acid elongation, polyunsaturated fatty acid; fatty acid elongation, monounsaturated fatty acid. Bases 107 to 985 code for a protein of 292 amino acids.
UUCAAUAUUAUAAUGUGUAUUUAAUUAUGUGAGUUGGCAGUUACAAUAGGACGUAGUGUAGAAGUAAGUCGGCUGGCAUCGAACGGUUUCUUCGCGCUUUGUCAAGAUGGCGGGAUUGGUAAAAAGUGUCGUUGAUAAAUAUAACUAUGUUGUACACGACUUGGCUGAUCCUAGAACGGCAGACUGGUGGGCUGUUUCAAACCCCCUGGUAAUCCUGUCCAUUUCAUCAGCUUACCUCUACUUCUGUCUGUCUUUGGGUCCUCGCCUGAUGAAGAACAGGCCAGGAUUCGAACUGAGGUUUCCGAUUUUGCUCUACAACAUCUUCCAAGUGCUGUUCAGUCUAUUCUUGAGUUAUGAGGGUGCUGUCUACAUAUUAAACAAGGAAUAUAAUCUAGCUUGUGAACCAGUCGACUACUCCAACAAUCCCAGAGCCUUAAGGGUGGCAGCAGCAACAUGGUUCUACUUCUUUGCGAAGGUCACUGAACUUCUCGAUACAAUCUUCUUUGUUUUAAGGAAGAAAUACAACCAAGUAUCCUUCCUCCACGUCUACCACCAUACUCUGAUGUCUCUUCUCAUAUGGGUCGGAGUGAAGUACUUCCCAGGAGGUCACAUUGUUCUAAUGGGUUGGUUGAACUCGAUGGUCCACGUCAUCAUGUACACUUACUAUCUGAUCUCGAGUCUUGGACCUCAGUACCAGAAGUACGUGUGGUGGAAGAAGCAUGUUACCUCUAUUCAGCUGAUUCAAUUCUGCAUAAUCUUCACACACAACAUUGCAGUUUUCUUCUACGACUGCAAAUACCCGAGAGUACUAAACGGCUUAUGCGCAUUAAACUCCUUAAUAUUCAUAUAUUUGUUCGGAAAAUUCUACAUAAAAAGUUAUCAGAAGGAAAAUGCGCGCAAUAAAGCUAAAUUAGAGAACAAAAAGAGUGCUCCAGUAUCAAGUGAUUUUAGAACCAAUAGGAAAUUAGUGGAAAAGUCUCGAUAACCUUCAACUUCAUUGGCAUGUACAGUAUAAUCUAAAACAAAACUAGUGUGUACUUAA